Molecule: messenger RNA, 393 nt
Organism: Kazachstania africana CBS 2517
Lineage: Eukaryota; Fungi; Ascomycota; Saccharomycetes; Saccharomycetales; Saccharomycetaceae
Gene: MRPL50
Product: mitochondrial 54S ribosomal protein bL9m MRPL50
Exons: 1
Coding region: 1-393 (130 amino acids)
Source: RefSeq, a predicted model, not a curated record
AUGUUCAGGCCCACCCGAUUAUGUCUGAGUGCUACAUCGAAGCGAAUCAAGAGAGUUAAAGUGCAACUACUGAAGGAUUUCCCGCAGUUUCAGCUUUCGAAAGGUCAAGUUACAGACGUCAAACCUUCCCUUAUGAGGAACUACUUGCAUAAUUUCAAUGGUGCUAGAUAUAUACUUAAGGAUACCGACGUAGACACGGUAUUGCUGAAGAGCUACAAGGUCAAUGAAGCCAGUACACAGAAAGAUCAACAACCGGCUGCAAAACUGAUGUCUAAAGCCCAAGUAAAAGAAGGGAGAGCUUUGGAAAAAAUGCUAGGUAAGCCCAGGGAGAAGAAAGUGCUGGAUAACGAUAUCUCUUUGAAAGAUGUAUAUAUUCCUGGUUUAGAUGCAUAG